GUCUAGUGAAAAUGUGUUGUGGAAAUCGUGAAUGAUUGAUAAUGACGAAGUGUUGAUGUGAAGUAUAACGUUUUGGUUUGUUCUGUCCUGUUUGGAAAUAACGUGCUGGGCUUAGGAAACUUGACUGAGCAAAAAGCAAGAGUGGAGUUCAUCCACGUGAUCGUCUACGACAAAGGUCAAACAGAAACGCUGCACAAUAUCAAGGUCGGACUACGCCCAUAGCUCAAGCGUGCCAGUCCGUCCGUUUUUUGGAUUCAGCAUUCGACUCAAGGAAGGUUUUGAAGUCUUUUGUGAAGUGUGUAUUGUCCCAGUCGAUUUCAACUAGCGUGUUGUGAUCAGCCAUGUAGGCUCGCGAUGGGUGCCGAAGUCAGGCGGUGGUGCAGGUUACCUGACUCUGUCUGAGGAAACAGCCGGCCGGACCCGAUCCACCGCCCGCCACCUGUUCUACCAAGUGUAACCCCACCACAACACUGAAGCCAUGUUCGAGGGCGUAGUCUCGUACAUUCUCAACAAGUACCUGAGCCGGUACAUCGAGAACCUGGACACAGACAGUCUCAACAUCAGCGUAUGGAGCGGCCACGUGGAACUCACCGAUCUCACGCUCAAACCGGAGGCGCUGGCGGGUCUGGAGCUGCCGGUAGCGGUGACCCGCGGCACGGUCGGCCGGAUCUCCCUCGCCGUCCCCUGGACCAGUCUCUGGAGCAGUCCUCUGGUCGUCACUGUCUCUGACGUACUGGUCCUGGCCGCUCCCGUGGCCUCCCGCCCGUACGACCCAGAGCUGGAGCAGCGGCUGGCGCGGGCCGCCAAACGUACCGCCGUGUCCCGCCUGGAGCGGGAUGACGCCAUACCAGCCAGCGACGAACCGGCCGGUUUCUUCGAGCGUCUGGUGGCUACCAUUCUGAAGAACGUGCAGGUGUUCGUAAACCGCAUCCAUGUGCGGUACGAGGACACGAUAUCCACGCCCGAGUGUCCGCUGGCGGCCGGACUCUGCAUUCAGAGCAUCUCGGCAGAGACCACCAACAGCAAAUGGAAGCCAGCCACGGUCGGUGCCGACGCGAGCAGCGUCUACAAACUGGUGCGACUGGAGUCCAUGUCGGUCUACUGGAACCCUUACUGCGAGCGUGGCCGGCUGGACACUGAUGAAGCCCAGGAGGGAUGGAGGGCGCUGAUGGCCGACACGCUAAACACCAUGGCUGUGAGCGAGGAGCGACUCGAGUUCUUGGUGAAGCCGCUGUCUGCCAAGCUGAAGGUGAUCCUGAACCUGUCGCCGGAGCGGACAGUGCCGCACCUGCUGGCCGAUCUGGUGCUGCAGGACACGAGCGUGCAGCUGUCCCGUCAGCAGUACCUGAGCCUGGUGCACGCGGCAGACAGCUUCAGUCGCAUGAAGGUCAACAGUCAAUACCGCAAAUACCGGCCCACUGUGGAGCCUCACGGCAAUGCUGCUAAAUGGUGGAAAUACGCAUAUACGUGUAUCGUGGAGAAGACCAUUCGUCCGUACUCCUGGGAACGUAUCAAGGAGCACAGGCGCCGGUACCGCGAGUACCGAGCCGAGUAUCUGACGUUCCUGGAGGACCCCGACCAGAAGGUGGAGCUGCUGAACAAGUUGAAGGAGAUGGAGGACGGCCUGGACGCCACCGGUAUCCUGCUGGCCAGGGAGGAGGCCAAAAUUGAGCUGGCACGGCGUGAGACGGCGGCCGCCGAGACGCCCCCACUGGAGGAGACGGGCACCUGGUGGGGCUGGCUAACGGGUGGCGCCGGCGCUGGAGACACGGACGCAGACGAGCCUCUCGUGCACCCGGCCUCCGUGAGAGGCUGGACCGUCUGGAGCCAGCUGACUGACGAGGAGAAACAGCAACUGUACGAGAGUAUCGGCAUGGCGGACAGCGGCCAGGAGGAGGAUGUCACUGAUCUGCCCACAAACUACAUCAAGCACAAGCUGAACGUCACGCUAUCCACGCUGUCCGCCUCGCUACUGGCUCACAGCAGUGAGCUGCUGGUGGCCACUGUGAGCCAACUGGUGAGCAGUGUGGAGACGAGGCCGGCCGCCCGCUCCGUGCGCCUCUCUGCCAGCGCGCACAGCCUCCUGGUGGAGGGCACCAGUCUGGAGAGGGACCUGGUGCCCAUCGUCUCACCGGCCGAUAUACACGAGAGCGACCACCGGCCUGUGUUCUCUCUGGACUUUGAGGUGAACCCUCCGGCGGCCGAUUUCGGUCUCUCCGUGUCCGUCUCACCGGUCGAAGUAGUCUACUCCGAGCACGCGGUCUCGGAGGUGCUGAGUUUCCUGCAGACGCCGCAGCUGACGCUCAGCGCUGCUGCUCAGCUGGCCCGCGGUCAGCUCAGCCGGCUGACGGAGGCCGGACGGAUCGCCCUGCAGGAGGCCAUCUCCCGGAGACGCACCCUGCAGCUCAGUCUGGACCUGGCCAGCCCGUACCUGGUCAUACCCGAGACGGGCACACUACAGAGCGGCGGUAACCUGCUGGUGGUGGACCUGGGCCGGCUGGUGGUCAGCUCCGAGCUGCAGCCCCAGCUGGAGGUGGGAGCUCUGGCCGAGAUGACGCGCGCGGAGCUGGAGGAGGCUGUGUACGACCGGUACCGGUUCACACUCACCGACCUGCAGCUGCUCUUCGCCGACUCCGGCGAUGAGUGGCGCGCCAACCGGCGCCGGCCGGCCUCCGAUAACCACCUGCUGCCCAAGGUGCAGGCAGAGAUGGUGUUCUCCAACUCUGUACAGCAGCAGUACACACUGGUACCCAGACACAAGCUGGACAUCACAAUGAGCGCGUGUCGUCUGAACCUGUCUGACCGGCGCAUCCGGCGGCUGGUGGACUUUGGCGAGCGUCUGCCGAUGCCCCGUCCUCUGCAGUAUAGGGAUACGGUGGACGCGCUGCCCAGGAAGGAGGAGCACCUCUGCCUGCGCGAGUGUCAGCUGGAGGCCGAUACGGCAGAGCUGCGCCGCAUUCGUCGCCAGCUGCGUCUGAAACUGCGGCGCCAUGGGCCGACCGGCGAGGACGGCGUCGAUGGCGGUCCGUCGGCCUCGACACCGGUCUCCUCCACCGGGGCGGAGGUGCAGAGAAUCAUGGAGCAGAGCGGCGACCUCGACUCUGAGGUCAGCGACCCGGGCCAGUGGGCCAGGGCCGUCGACCAGCCCGGCUUCCAGGACAACGUGUCGGCGCACAACGUGCUCAGUCUGAUGCUGCGCGCUCAGAUACCGGAGGUGUCUAUCCACCUGGAUCGCUCGGGAGACGCGGCCGACCGUCCCUACCUGCUCCUGGUAAUCAGCUCGCUGUCAGUGGAGCUGGCUCAGCUGCGGUACGGCCCGGCCGCCCAGCUGACCCUCUCCGGCCUGCGGCUGGUCGACAAACUGCACUCGACCAAUGGCGGCGAGUAUCUGGAACUCAUCAGCACCGCCCAGCAGCGACAGCUCGUCUCCGUGCUCUACAGGAAGGUGAGCCCCAGCUGCCCGGAGUUCAGCACCGUCUUCCACAGCGUCGAGCAGAGCCUGGUGAUGGACAUCGGCACCAUCAACGUGCUCUUCCACCGCGGCGCCGUCCUCACGCUCGUCAAGUUCCUCCAGUACGCCGGCGAGCGCCUGCCAUCGAAGGCCCUGUCUGUGGCGGUGCCGUCCGCCGCCGCCGCUGCUCCAGUCGCCGCCCCCGUCCCCGCCCUCACCCCGGCCCCCGCCGCCGACGGGCCGCCCACCCCCGCGGGCGCCACGCGGUUCAGCGGCUCACUCCGUCUGCAGGAGGUGGUGGCGCGGCUCUGCGACACCGACUCGGACUUUGUCGAGGUCAAGGUGACUGGAGCAGAAGUGGACGGCCAGCUGAAGGCCAACGAUAAGAUGAUCCUGAAGGCUUCCCUGAGCGAGUUCACCAUGGAGGACACGUCAGAAACCACGCUCUACUCAAAGAUCAUCUCUAUGGAGGACGACAAGCUGCUGGAGUUGAACGUGUCGCUGAUGACCGGCGGCCGCUCGCCGCUCGAUACGGACCAGCCGGUCAAGCCGCAGGGCUCGGUCCGACUCCGGGUGGGCCGGCUUCACGUACUCCUGCUGCACAAAGUGGUGGCCGAAAUGCAGAGUUUCCUGGCUCCCUUCGUGGCCGCCGAGCUGGGUGGCUGGGCGGCGCGUCAGGCCGAGCGGCGCCUGGCUGACGGGGUGGCCGGAGUACACCGUCAGGCGCCCACACUCAGCCUGUCCGUGCAGCUGCACGCGCCGCUGCUCGUCAUCCCGGCCCACUCGCGCUCCAGGGAGACACUGCUGGUCAACCUCGGUGACCUCAGCGUGGAGAACCUGAUCAAGCUGAAGGAGUCGCCGUCUCGGCACGUCAUCGACAACAUCAUGAUCCGGCUGCGGGACAUGCAGAUUAGCCGCGCCAUGCUCUCCAUGAGCGGCGACCUGGAGAUCAUCGACCCGAUCCUGGCUCCCACGGAGCUGCGGGUGGACGUGCAGCGGGCCGUGUCCCCGGCGCCGGCGGCCGUGCUGCCGCUCAGCGUCUCCGCCAGCCUGGAGAUGCUGCACCUGGACGUGGCACAGAGCGACGUCACCCUCGUCUACAGCGUCAUGUCCGAGAACCUCGCCGAGGGACGCUUCUCAGAGGAGGGCUGGCGGACAUUCUCUCCGGAGCUGGCCGGCCCGGCGGCGGCCGGCGCUCCCGCCGUGGACGAGCUGGUCAGUGAGCGUCUGCAGGUGUUCCUCUCGGGUCAGGCGCGUCCGGAAACCUCCGUGUCAGUGGCGCUGGACGGAGCCGCCAUCGUGCUCUAUGAGGACGGCGGCGCUCAGGCGGCUGACUCGAGCUCUCCGGCACGGGACGAGGCGCACGCCCUGCUGCGCUGUGAGGUGGGCGAGGCGCGUCUCGAGCUGGAGCAGUACUCUGACCGCUCUCUGUCUGCGCGCGCCACGCUACACCAGCUGACCCUGGCGGACGCCCGGCCCGAUAGCCCGGCGGCCGUCAAACGUCUGCUGGAGUCUGCCACCCCCGAGGACGGCUCCCUACUGGAGCUGGUGGUGGAGCGCGCCGCCUCCGGUGACCAGACAGUGCGUCUACUCAUGGAGAGCACCCGGGUCACGCUCUCAGUACCGUUCGUGGCGCUCAUCCACGGCUUCUUCAGCGACGCGUGUCCGCCGCCGGCCGCCGACCGGGCCGGCGCCGGCGCCGCCGCGCCCGUCUGGAGCGACAAGAUGCCGCUGGACCACCCGGGCAGCCCCAGCUCCACGGGCAGCACCAGUGGCUACCUCUCCGAUGCCAGGACGCCGGUCGUUGUGGAGGAGACCGGUCUAACGGUGACUGCCCAGCUGCGGACUCCCGAGCUGGUCCUGCUGGUCGACCCGACGGAGACCACGGGCCGGCGACUGGUGCUGCGGGCCGAGGUGGCCGCCAGCUAUGUGCGCGCCGUGGGUCAGAGGUCCGGGUCUCUCACACUGGCCGGACUGCAGCUGUGCCGCAGUAGGCAGGGCUCGUCGCGCCGUCUGGAGAGGGUCGUCCUGCAGCCGUGUGAUCUGUCCCUGUCGUACGCCGCCUCGGACGGCGAGUCGGCCGUCACCAUGGUGCUGAGCGGCAGCGAGAUCACCGUGCACCUGGUGGAGGCCGUGGUCCGCACACUGGCGCAGGUGGUGUCUGACGUGCGUCUGACGAUGGGCCGUCUGCACGCCGACUGCGAACGGCCCACCUCCACUGACGGAGAGCCGUCCAGUCCGACUGCCGACAACAUCUGGCUGCCGCGUGCCAUCGAGAAGCCCAGCAUUCUGGACGAGGACCCCGGGGAACACGGCUGUUCGAAGCCCGCCUUCCCGACCAAGAAACCGUCCGAGUCGCUGGAGAUUCGACUUCCGGAAAUAUCGGUGGUGUUUGAGAGGGAGGAAGAGGACCAGAGGUUCCCCGUCAUCAUGGUUCACUCGGCCCUGGAGGGUCUGGUCUGCGACUGGAGUCAGCUGCCCUACAUGAAAGGCGAGAUCCAGCUGCAGGUCUCAACGUUCAGCGACGACAUCGGCACGUGGGAGCCGCUGUUGGAGCCUGUGCUACAGCAGGAGGAGGCAUACAGGCCCUACGAGGUCCUCUUUAAGGUGUUCCGUAGCGGCGCGCACCCGAUCUCUUGUGGCGCCUCGCUGCCGGAGGACCAGCCUGACCACGCGUCAGCCGGCGGCGGCGGGGUCAGCGGUGGCGCCACAACCCUGACCGUGCCGUCGCCGGGAUCGGCCACACCCAGCUCCGUGGACUCAGAUACAGAGACAGAGCACAAGAUGAGACCGAUUAAAACAACACGCAGACUGUCGCGGCGCAGAAAAACCAGAGCUUCCACCCACAUCGUGGGCUCCAUGAUGAACUCCGAUUCCGAUAGCGACGACGGUCUGAUGGAAAAGAUCGCCGCCGCAUUCGGACAUCUAUUUUCCAGUGAUAACGAGGACGGUGUGGAGGACGGGGAGGAGGCGGACGAGUCGGACACAGAGCACCCGGCGACGGAUGCCAAGGCCAAGGCCGCGCUCCAGGAGCCCUCCCAGGACGAGCCAGACGGUCCGGAGGUGGUGGUGACCCCUGCGUCGGUGCCCUCUCAGCUGGCCACCUAUGUCCUGGUCGAGUCCCGAGACCCGCUGGAACUGACGGUCACCCCGCAGGCCAUCAAUGUACUCAGAGAGGUGGCCAAGUGGACGACGGAUAAGGACGAUGAUUACACGGAAGAGGGCCGUCAAAUGACCUGCAAACUCGGCCUGGACAUUGACAACCAGCUGGGAGGCGACUUCUCCGUCACCGUCGUCGGAAAGGCCAAGGCGGACCGUGUGAAGCAUGACAAGCUGUGUGACGAAGUGGUGUUUGCCACGCGCGAUGUGGUGCCGGGCUCUCCCCGCAGCACCAGCCCCACCCUGUCUCUGGAGCACUGCCAUCGCAGGAUGAGCUCCGGAGGCAGUAAGAUCGAGGAGCUGAUGAGCUCUGUUCUGACCACCGUCACGGCGCCGGUUAAGUUCGAGGAGAAGACGCUGCCCGAGCUGUACAACCUGGCCGUCAGGCAGAAAAUACGCAUCGAGGCAGAAAACUUUGAGCCGACGCUGGCGCUGCUUCCCUCCCGCUCCCUGCGUCGAUUGGUGGCGCUGCGGCGACGGGCGGCUGAUGGAACCGUCACCACCUACCAGGCUCUGAUGGAGCUCACCGCGCGGGGUCAGCACAAGAGCGUGCGGCUUACUUCACCACUGCAGGUGACGAACGGUCUCUCGGCGCCCGUGUCGCUGCUGUUCCACCGCGCCGAGCUGGCCGGCGCGCUGGGUCUGGUCGAGGAGGCCGAGGAGGCGGCCCUGGCUCUGUCGGACGGAGACCGGCGCCGCCACCCGAACCCGUUCGGGUCGCUGGCGGAGCUGCGCGUCCUCCAGCCGGGGGAGACGGCGGCCGUGCCGCUGCUAGUGGCCUACCACUGCCGGCUGCUGGUUCAGCCCGUCGGUACCAGCCCCCUAGAUCGACACGACAUCAGCGAGGGCGCCAUCUGGUGGAAGGAUCUGGUGAAGAAGCCGGGGCCGCACUUCCUGCGCUGUGAGCCCAGCUCGGGACACGGCUUCAGGGUCGUCUCCCAGCUGACGGUGUCCCGUCCCUCUCCGGACGAACUGUACGGCACGGCCGCCGGCCCGGAGCCGGACUCCCCCGGUGAGCGCGGUAUGCCCGUGAUGACCGUCCGCCUGCAGCCGGCCGUGGUGGUCCACAAUCACCUCCCGACGGCCGCGCUGCUCGGAGAGUACGGCGUGCCGGCCGGCGGCGUCCUCAGACUCACGUCCAUGGACCCCACUCAUAAACAGGAGGUGCCUCUGCAGCUGCCCGGCUACCGCGGCACCCGCUGGAAGGGUAAGCUGGAGCUGUCGGAGAAGCUGCGCACGGGUGCCACGGCCACGCUGACGGCCGAGCCGGCAGAGCCACCUGGCGACGGCUGCGGGAAGCUGACGCUGGAGCUGCGCCGGCCCGACCCGGCCAUGCUGGAGUUCUACAUCAGUGUGCCCUACUGGCUGGUCAACAAGACCGGCCUGCCGCUCCAGGUCAAGUGUUCGUCUGGCUCGUCCUCGUGCGAGCUGGUGCCCUCGGAGGAGCCGGUGCUGUUCCGUCCCCGCGGCUCCUCCAAACUGAAGCUGAGCGCCCAGCAGUCCUCGUGGAGUCCUCCGUUCAGCGUUAGUGCAGUGGAGACGGCCGGACUGGUGGUGUGCAGGGACAAGGAGCGACACACGCGGUACAGGAUCCUGAUGUCGGUGUCUUUAUCACAUCUGCACCCGACCAAGAUCAUCACGUUCAAGCCGUACUUUGUGCUGCAGAACAACACCCGUCACCACCUGCUCUUUAUGGAGGAGAACGAGUCGGCGGACCUGUGGCUAGACAUCGCCCCCAGACAGGUGACGCCAUUCUGGCCGGCAACCAACAGCCUUCGUCUGAGCAUCAAAUACCGCGACUCCCGGGUGACGUCACAGUGGUUUUCCAUCAGCAGUCCGCACCAGACCACGCUGAGGAUGGCCGGCGGGUCGGGUCUGGUGGUGGAGGUGACGGGCGGCGUCGAGACGCCGUUCCUGGUCUGUUUCGAGCCGUACACGGCCGGUGACGCGCCCGUCCGACUGGAGAACCUCUGUGACGACCUGUUCCUCAAGUUCCACCAGCAGUCGUCGGGACAGGUGAUGCUGCUCGGCCCGUACCAGUCGAUGCUGUACACGUGGGAGGACCCGACAGCCGAGAGGCAGCUCCUCUGGAACGCCUACAACAGCAAAGCUGUGGACAUCCCUGCAAUGAUUGAGAAGGACGGUUUCGGCGAGGCGCAGCUGACGCUGCACUCGGUGCGCGAGAGCCGACUGGCGCGGCUCUCCUCGCGUCUGAAGAAGUCGCUCAACAGCAGCUCUCGUCUGUCCCUGGGCGGCAGCAGUACAGAUGACAGUGACACAGAGACCAGUGAGCAGGCCACCACAGCUGAGGCGGCUCAGAGACAGCUGCUGCGUCCCCGCACCCGGCGGGACCGCACAGCCGUGUUCUGGGUGAGCUACAUGAGCGGCGCGCAGCGGGCGCUGCUGUUCACGCAGGAUGAGCGGCAGGCCGUGCGGCUCCGACGACAGGUCGACGGCGAGAGGGCCAAGGUGGAGCUGUUCGUCUCACUGCGAGCCGCCGGACUAUCACUGGUGACGGCCGGCCGUCAGGAGCUGUUGUACGCCAGCGUCCGCUCAGCGCCGGCCGCCUGGCACGUCUGUGUCCACGACGACUGGAAGCCGCUUAACCUGGAGAUGAGCGCCUGGAUCGAGGACAAGUUCUCCAACGACCGCGCCAAGGCCAACAUGAAGGAGUACAUCGAGGUGGACCUGGCCAAGAUGCAGAUGACGCGUCCGUUCUACGGUCAGCUGCGGCGGUCCCAGCGGCCGGCCGUGUGGCUGCACCACCGGCGAUCCAAGACGCUGCGAUACGUCCUGCUCAGGAUUCACCGGCCUCAGGUGGACUGCCAGAUUCCCGGCUCGGUGUUCCCGGUGGUGCUCCACCGCGUGGCCCCGCCGCGGCGCGUGGUCGAGAAGCUCGGUGUUCCUCCGUUCCUGGAGGCGUGUGUCCUGAUCAGGGACGCCACCGAAAACGCCCCGCUCAACAUCAGACAUCUGAAGGUUCUGGUGCAGGAGUUCUCUCUGGAGGUGGACAAGGGUCUGCUGGUGUCCCUGUUCGACCUGGUGAUGCCGCUUCUGCCGCCUCCCCCGUCCAGUCAGAUUGGACUCGUCCAGGACCUAUCGGCCGCACAUCAGCCGCUGGUGCCGGUCAAACCCAAGGCGCUGACUCGUAUGGAGCGGGCGCUGAUCGAGUUCGUGCACCUGUCGCCGAUCAAAUUGUCGUUCUCGUUCUCGCCGCGAGGGGCGCCACUGGCGGGCGGCCCGGCCGCCGAGGAGGCCGCCUGGAAGAGGGAUCUACUCGGCUUCCUGGCAGAGAGCAUUGGAGCACCCGUGACCGAGGUCACCGACGCUGAGCUCAAACUGGGCUACUUCGAGCGUCGCGGCAUCACGAUGACGCUGCCGGACCUGGGGGACGAGGUGAAGAACCACUACAAGUACCAGCUGCUGCAGGAGGUCUACGUGCUCAUCCUCGGGCUGGAUGUGCUCGGAAACCCGUACGGACUCAUCAAGGACUUUGCGCACGGCGUCUCCGACUUCUUCUACGAACCCUAUCUGGGCGCCAUGUCGGGCCCGGAGGAGUUUGCCGAGGGCGUGGCCCGCGGCGCCCAGAGUCUGUUCGGUCACGUGGUCGGCGGGGCAGCCACCUCCGUAUCACUGCUCACCGAGUCGGUCGGUAACAUGCUCUCCGUGCUCAGCUUCGACGAGGACUACAAACGGAAGCGUCGUAUCUGGAUGAACCAGCACGCGGGCCUGCCGGAGACGCUGCUGGCCGCCGGCAGGACGUUCGUCAUGGGCAUCGUGCUCGGGCUGGCAGGACUGGUGAUGCACCCGUACAGAGGGAGCCGGGACGGAGGUGUGGAGGGCUUUUUCCGCGGUGUGGGCCGCGGCCUGCUCGGCCUGCUCACCAAACCGGCCGGCGGCGUACUCGACAUGGUUGCCAUGGCGAUGGACGGCGUGUCGCGCGCCGUGGAGCUGGGUGAACAGGUCAUCCGGGCCCGCCUGCCCCGGCAGAUCGAUCCCAACACGGGUAUUCGUCCGUUUUCUCCGUAUGCGGCGCGCGGCCAGUACCUGCUGGGCUCGGUGUGCGAGGGCCGGUUGGCCCGGACUGACACCUACCUGGCACACGCGGCGCUGAGCACAGCCGAGCGCAGCGACAUCUGCCUCGUCACAGACCGGCACGUCCUGAUGUUGGAGUCGUCACGCCUCUGGGCUAGCUGGGACCUGGACUGGUCGGUGCCAGUGGCGGAUCUAGAUGGCGUGCCGCGCGUCGAAGACAACAAACUCGUGCUCAAACUGAGAAAGACUGACAGCCACGACUGGUUCCGAGUGGACAAACGCGUCAUCGAGUCGGAGGAUACCGUGCUGCUCCACUGGCUUCAGAACAAGAUCGAGCGCGCUCUGGUGCUGGGAAUGUGGUAGUCCAGGGUUAGCUGGUGCCACCGAGGGGUGACAACAGACAGCGGGGGAUGUGCGGUAAGGGUCAGAAUCCGCCGAAUUAGCGCCAGAGAUCGACCAUCAGCACCUCGCCGCUUGCCAGUUUUCUAUCGCUACUGCAGUGCCGCCAGAGUUCCACUACUGUUGUUUAUGUCGGCUUCUCUUGCGCCUGAUAUAAGCGUUGCCUUGUAGUCGUCUUCAAGAAACGCAGUUACGAACCUUGCUUCGCACCGGGCAGUGCUGGACUGGACAUGUUUGCUUAGAGUCUGUUCCAUGCAAGCGAUAAGUAUCCUAACUUUGGUGUACCGGCUGUUUCACGUCGGGACACAGUCGGAUUGUAACGUUCGAUGUGACGUCAUGUUGUGGCGCCAUUGCGUCACUAUUAUGGAGGGAGGCUUUAAUGAUUGGUGAAGACUGAAGAGUCGGGAAGUCUCUUUGAAAGCAGCCUAUGACCUAUCGGUUAAUCACUACAUUGUGACGCCACUGAAGCGUCUUUCGCCCUGAGAUAUCGGAUGCAAAUAGCUCUAGGUAUUUAUUGUCCUUCGGCAAUAGGCUUUGCAGGUGUUGUUGCAGCCUAAGAGAACUACGUCAAGGAAUGGUCGUUAAUUUCCUGAAAAUCUUGCUCGGAAAUAAGAUUGAUGUUUUACAGGGUGUCCCAAAAGUAAGGUCAUGAUUUAAAACUUAAAUAUCUCGAGAAGUAAGAGUCCGAAUCACUUCCAAUUUUAACACGUGCAAGGUACAUCCAUAAAAUUAUUUUCUUGCAUGCCUAAACCAUUUUUGAUCAUAACUACACCGAGCAGUAGGCAUAAAACUGAGAAGGUCGAAAUUCAACUCUUAGAGAGGGUCCGUCAUUAAAACAAAGGGUAAAUACCGCCCAGUUUUCGGCCCUAAGCAGACCCUAUCAGCUCGCCCUAUCUCUGAACUCAUGCAUAGUUUCGCCUCAACCGGUAAAACGUCAGAAAAAAGGUAUAACGUACGCACAGGGCAUGUAUACUUAGCCACCAGUGCUUCGAGGUCCUGAGGACGACAGCGGGAAUCGGGUGAAAAUAAAUCAAGAGAGGUGGCCGAGAGUCCUCCCAGUGGUUCUUCCGCUCGUCGCAACGCAGCUGUGCCGACACCAUCAACCUGCAGUGGUUUCAGCAGGAUGGAGACUAUGCUUGCACCGUCCUGAAGAUCAUGCAUUGUCUCCGAGAGUGGAUGUGAGAUCGCGUAAUUUUCAGUCAGGGCAACGCCAUUGAAUGGCCUCAGCGGGCACCUGACAUUACACCUUCAUAUUUUUAUUCUCUGGGUACACAACGGAAAGGUUGUCUUUUAGGACAACCCAACGAGCCGGGAAGAACUAAAGGAUGAUCCCUCCGAGCAAACAUAAGCGGCAUCUCACCAGAGAAUCGCUCCAGAAUAGUGGAGGAAGUAAAACGCAGGUCUAUUCAUGCACGCGGCCCGAAAUGGUAGCCAUGCAGAAAAGCAGCAAAUGUGGGGCUACGAGCCAAUGUAUUGACUCAUAUGUAUAUCAGAAUAAAAUUUUAUAAAAUGCUCUUUCAUAUCAUGUCCUAUUUAUUUCUAUCCAUCGCGUAUUUUUGGCGGUGUGGCCAAAACAAAUGAUGACCUUACUUUUGGGACACCCUGUAUGUUCCUUGAAGGAGUCAUUUUCCUGGUUUAAUACCUGUACACUGUACUUAGCUACGUAUAGAAGACCUUGGUAUUUAAGUGUAGAGUGCUGUGUUAUGUGCCGCGAAAAAAUGCGAGGUCUCGCCGUAUGGGGAUUGAUGUAUCAAGUAGUAUUUUCGUAGAUGAACAUAUGUAAUGUGUAGUCGAAUUUCGGAAGUUAUUUUUGCCGUGCCUAGUUGUUAGUCUUGUAAGUGGAUGUGGCGAGCCUGAACUAUGGAAUGAGGCUUUCCCUGGAUGAACACACUUCAAUUAAGGAUCUGCGUGCGUUUAUUUCGUACACACCGACCGCUUUCAGUUUACAUCAUAUCGUUUUGUUGAUAUUAGUUAUUAGCUAGUGUUCGUAUUGGCGCCAGAAAUACCUACGAUCUAUAAUGUAUAUGCUUACAGGUGUAUAAAGAUCCUAUUUAAUCUUAUUUAGUCGAUAUCACAUCAUCAAAAGGUCGAAAUAUGUGUCGUUUUCGACUGACCAUUCGCUGCGAGACGUGUGACUUGUCAUAGUGUGUGUUGGGUGGCAUGAUCUGAGGCCAAAGGCAGUGAGGUCGGUGACCCUAGUCGCUGUACCAGUUCACACACUCUAUGCACCUGGCGACCCUAUGCGACCUGCCUGUAUCUCUCCCAGUCUAGUCAUAUGCCCUUCCGCGGUGUGCCAGUGUGUUCGGGUGGCCGCGCGUUACCGAUCCAGCGAUAGGAAUGUAGGGUUCAGCACACGAUACCUGCCGACCGCCUCUAAGGCACGUGUCGACGGCCGGCCGACGGGACAGAGAUGGGUAAGAUAGGCGGCAUUUGUGAGGGAUGACGCCAUCGGCGGUGGGCCGCGCGCGGCGUGCAUGGGGCGGCGUGCCGUCGGGUAACGGCCUGUGCUGUUUUGGGGUGGCGAGUGGAAACGGUUUAUGUGAGGUGGUAAGGGAACUUGGGUUUGCUGUGUAGACCGGCUUUUGCAUAUCGUAUUCUGUAGAUUAUGUUAGUUUGCUGUAUGUGCUUCGCACGUCCAAUAGCCAAGACCAAUCUUCCGCAGGGUUAAUAAUAUCACGGCUUUGGACCACCAUGUUCCGUAGUUACGUUCCGAUUCUCUUUUCAGUCGCCAGUCAUGAUUACCACUCAGGUCUGCUCAUUUUCUCUGAUCGCGUCUUGAUGUGCGUGCCUCGCCUCGGUUACUGACCUUCCCAUGACACUUGGUCUCUCCCUCUCUGAGCGUCCCCUCGGGUCGCGGCCGUCGCUGUAUCGCUGUAACACUAACGCCGUCACCUGUGAGACCAAUUUACCGCGUCGUCGCCUGGUGGCCCGCGGCCGUCUCCGUAAAAUCGCCGGCCGCUCGAACGGGGUGAAAGUGCGACCAUUUGCCACCGGCGCGCCGGCAUUGUCGACCGAAAACAAACGGCUCCGUGAGGCCGCCAGAGUCUCACUCUGACCGCAGAGAACCGGGUGCGCUUCGCGGCGAGCUACGCUCCUCGAAGACACGCUUCUCGAUAGCCUCUCGGGGAGCGAUCGAAGCGAGGUUGGUCGUGGGGUGACCCCAGUAGUCCGUACGGGGAAAGCCUAGUGUGGGGUGUCGUGGAGAGGGCUAAUGGGCCGUGAAAGUGGGGUGGGUACGUGCAAAGGGCUUUGUUCGUGUGAGGGGCGGCGCUGAAGCAGUGUAUGUAGUGUGUGCUACCGUGUGUGCUGUUGGUGUCGUGGCGGAAGCGUCACUAUGAACGGGGUAUCUAUGAUGAAUAUAUCGUGUAUGACGUCAA
Messenger RNA from Amphibalanus amphitrite, 14421 nucleotides. Its product is annotated as vacuolar protein sorting-associated protein 13A-like. The record is from RefSeq and is a predicted model, not a curated record. Gene Ontology annotation, cellular component: extrinsic component of membrane. The transcript is spliced from 67 exons. Lineage: Eukaryota; Metazoa; Arthropoda; Thecostraca; Balanomorpha; Balanidae. Bases 479 to 11008 code for a protein of 3509 amino acids. Gene Ontology annotation, biological process: protein retention in Golgi apparatus; protein targeting to vacuole.